Aplosporella prunicola CBS 121167 is the source of this 2013-nucleotide messenger RNA. RefSeq lists its product as uncharacterized. The record is from RefSeq and is a predicted model, not a curated record. NCBI's taxonomy places the organism in Eukaryota, Fungi, Ascomycota, Dothideomycetes, Botryosphaeriales, Aplosporellaceae. The coding region runs from base 435 to 1901 and encodes 488 amino acids. The transcript has a single exon.
CGCGCUGACGUCCCGCCGGGCCAAUCUGCUGGACGUUGUGCCUGGCGUCGGGCUACGGCCACGUAGCUCCAACGGCAUCCUCGUCCUGUUGAUGAAAGCCUGCACUCACCGCCCAUCCAUAAACCGUUGCGUCUGCGGCUCCUCGUCGGUGCCGCGCCGCGACAAUGCGUUUUCACCACCAAGCCACCGCACGAGGGAGUGACGUCUUCACCAUGGGCCCUUUACAAGAAGCCUGCGCGUGCUGGGCUGCGUGAGAUUGUUUUUCUUGUGUUCCUCUUCUUUUCCCCACCAUCCUUGCGACCACGCGCACGCCUCCCCACUUGCCAAGAUCGACUUCUGCUUCCACGGCCGCGGGUAGCAGUGGGCCUUCGACGUGAGCCGCCUCUCCACCAUCCAAAUCACAUCCGUUGAUCGUUGCUGCAGCCAUCCCGGCCAUGGCCUCGUCUGAUGUGGAUCAGAAAUACCUCAGCCGCCUAGCAAGCCACACGGCCACCACCAAUCCGCUUCUCUCGGCCUCUCUCUACCAGCUCCUCGGCCUCUCCGUCCUCCUCUCGCGCAAACUCGUCCGGGCCCGAAAGCUGCGGAAGCUCGACGCUUCCCGCGACAACAAGUCAUUGGCUCUCUACCAUCACAUCCUCUGGCUUUCGCGCGAAGGCUUGUCCAUCCUCGAGCUAAACAUUCUCCCCUACACCCAAGAUGGACAGCACGGUCCCGAAUGUCGGGUCCUAGGCGCCAAACUCCGCGCGUCCCUCUACCAUAUUUUUUGUCUUUUCCACAGCCAGCCUCCCGUUUCUGAAAGCAACAGCAUCUCUUCCCAAACGGGCUCGGCGCCCGCAGAUCAUCACACUUCGCUCAUGCCUGGUCAAACUCACAAACAGGCAAGAACACAUGGAAAUGAUGGUAACAGUAACGGCGUCAGCAACCCUAACGGCAAUGGCAACAGCAAUGGCAAUGGUCGCAACGAGUCGCCCAAGGCCAGCCAAGCCAAACAAAAAGAUGCAGGUCAUUCCACCGGGCGAAUGCCAACGCUCCGAGAGCCCAUUACGUCGAUCACCUCCGAAACCUCUUUUCUCACAAACCCUUACGCCAACAGUUCCGGAGGCGGAGGCAACAGCCCUCGGCCUGCCCACCCUCCUGGACUACCACUGAACAAUUCCCGACCAUCUGCGUUUCUCUUGCCGCCAUUGAACUUUCUCCCGUUAACCAACACGCACUUCACAACGGCCGCUAACAUGGCUGUGGCUAUCCUUCCAGGAUCGCAUCCGCUACGCCUUUCAGUCGCCCUAGAGCACACUGCUUUCGUGUGGGACUGCCUGAACGAUCACGACGGCGCGCGCAAGCUUGCAAGAAAAGCUAUAAGGGAGGUCUAUCGCGCAAAGGAAGGCAUGGACGACGCAGAUUUCGAAGACGCAGCCGAGCUCGUUGGAAUGCUGGGCAAGGUGAUGAGGCGAAAGAGCUGGGAAGGGACGCCACACGCCGGCGACUCGGGCGCCACAACCGCCGGCGCCAAAACCCCCGAGCACAAUGGCGGGGGCGGGGGCCCGGGCGGGGGCGCCCGCGCGCUGCAGCAGGCUGCCACCAGAGCCGACGCCGCCGCGCGCCAACAACCGCACAGCAGUCGCAACCCUAGUAGUGGCCACAGCCCCGCGCGCACCAAGGGAAGCAGCGCUCAGCUUGACCCCCUAGAAGCCGGAGGCCCGGUGAGGAGCCCGCGCGCCAGCAGCGAGCGCCUACGCCCCCGGCGUAGCGGAGGUGGCGGCAGCGGCGGCGGCAGUGAAGAGACGACUCCCCGCGCCCUGCAUAGCAAGGAUGGCUGGGGCACUGGUGGGAGCACCACCCCCAGAGCCGUUCAGCACCUCUCGGCUUCCCAGCAGCCGGAGAUGAUCCAGGGAAUGAUAUGAUUGAUGGAAGUGCGUGACAUGUUAUGGGUUAGACGAGACCACGACUAUAUGUACGAGUGGAUGGAGAGCUGUGCGGUGUUUUGUCGCAAAUUCUAGCGUCGAUCGCGCUGCA